UUCAUUCACCCACGCCUGGAAUAUCUUAAUUGCAGCUGCUCACCGGAGCGUCCCUUGCCCAGGAUCCGGCCCACACGAUUACCCUCCCGCUACCGUCGCGUAUCCUCCGCCACCCGAACAAGCAGUGUUCAAAUUACUAAAAGCAUCCGCUCGUCAAGCGGGCCUUCGCCGCUGAAGAAAAUGCCUCCCCCACAAGACGCGCCCUCUUACACAAUACACCCGCUCGCCACCCUCUCGCCGCCCUCCAAUUCUCGAACAUGGCAGACCGCGCCCCACCCAACGCAGCCUAUCGUCGCGACAGCAUGUUCCGACCGCAGCGUGCGCGUGUACAGCCUGACGUCCUUCACGCUCCUACAUUCGAUCACCGGCGGACAUAAGCGAAGCGUGCGGUCCGUGAGCUGGAAGCCCGGCACCAAGGGACAAAGCGUGCUAGCCACAGGGAGCUUUGACACGAGCGCGGGCAUAUGGCGGCGCGAGGAACGCGGCGCGCUGGAAGACGAUUUCACCAGGCGGAGGAGAGAGGAGGACGAUGAGGAGGAAGAAGACGACGAUUAUCAGUUCGCGUGUAUACUGGAUGGGCAUGAGAGCGAGAUCAAGAGUUUGAGCUGGAACCCCAGCGGACAGUAUCUGGCGACUUGUGGUAGGGACAAAAGCGUGUGGAUAUGGGAGGAGCUGGAGGAUGAUAAUUUCGAGACGGUGGCCGUGCUGCAGGAGCAUGAUGGGGAUGUAAAGUGUGUGGCAUGGCAUCCGGAGGAGGAUUUGCUGGCCAGCGCGAGCUAUGAUGAUACCGUACGGUUGUACAGAGAGGAUGCGGAUGAUUGGGUGCAGGUCGCGCUCAUCAAUGGGCAUGAUAAGACGGUGUGGUGGGUCGAGUUUGAAGGGAGUGGGAUGAGUGGGAAGGAUUUCCGAAAGCAGAGAGAGGGGUUGAGCGAGGAGCAGACACAGCACAUUGAACUCAUGGAGCGCUCAGGGCCGAGACUGGCGACUUGUUCGGAUGAUUGCUCGAUACGAAUAUGGAGAAGGAAGCCGAAGGAACACGGAGAUCAUGCGGAUUCACAUACGGGCAUACCCAGCAUCAUACGCUCCAUGGCCAUCGACGAAGAUUGGCUCGAAGACGCGAUCCUCCCGCAACGGCACGACAGAGCUAUUUACUCACUUUCCUGGAGUCGCAGGACGGGUAUGAUAGUCAGCGCAGGCAGCGACGGUAAAAUAGUCGUGUACAAAGAGAGAUGGAAGUCCCCGAUGACGAACGGUGUUAGGGCAGACGGAGAAGCCAAAGCGGAUCCGAAUGCUAUGGAAGAAGAGCAGGAACCGUCAUUGGCCGAGUGGGUGGUCGCUGCUGAACUUUAUUCGGCGCAUGAUGUCUUUGAGAUCAAUCAUGUUUGCUGGGCGAGGCGAGCGGACAAGGGGAGCAGAUGGGAGGAUGAGGAGGUUAUUGUUAGUACGGGGGAUGAUGGAGAGGUGAAGCUCUGGACGCUAGAUGAGAGGAGCGCGUCAACAUGACUUUAGAUAGACAGAUGCAUCGUGUCAACAUCAGGAUGCAGUAGACGAACAGGGCAUUGUCGGAUGAUAGUCGUUGUAUUAUCUAACCACCUCCAAGUCCAUUGCGAACGAUGCCUCUUCCGGCGGUGGCUGGUGCGACUUGUGCUGCUACACAUCUUCCAGGGACUCCCUGGCGGAACAAGAAAUCAUCAGGAAAUUAGCGAAAGGGGUGAUCCAGGUGAAUCAACGGUGAGAUGGCUGCACGUGCAAGCGGUGGUGUUCGCUCCGGGGAAGGGGGCAUGACGGCACCUGCAUCAGCCACAAAGUGGCCCUAUGUCAUGGCUGGGCAUGGCUCAAAACAGGAAU
This is a messenger RNA of Trematosphaeria pertusa, 1848 nucleotides long. RefSeq names its product WD40 repeat-like protein. The record is from RefSeq and is a predicted model, not a curated record. Gene Ontology annotation, cellular component: cytosolic [4Fe-4S] assembly targeting complex. The transcript has a single exon. Gene Ontology annotation, biological process: iron-sulfur cluster assembly. Lineage: Eukaryota; Fungi; Ascomycota; Dothideomycetes; Pleosporales; Trematosphaeriaceae. Gene Ontology annotation, molecular function: protein binding. The coding region runs from base 181 to 1503 and encodes 440 amino acids.